Lactuca sativa (garden lettuce) is the source of this 837-nucleotide messenger RNA. Lineage: Eukaryota; Viridiplantae; Streptophyta; Magnoliopsida; Asterales; Asteraceae. The record is from RefSeq and is a predicted model, not a curated record.
AUGCAUCAGCCCCCCGGCUUUCGUGAUCGAUCUUUUCCGGAUCAUGUUUGCUUACUUCAGAAGUCCAUAUAUGGACUCAAGCAAGCACCGCGAGCGUGGUAUCAUUGGUUUGCUCAAUUCAUUACAGGGUUCGACUUUACUAACAGCAAAUCUGAUUCCUUUUUGUUCAUCUACAGACAGGGCGCUCAGACUGCGUAUUUAUUACUUUAUGUUGAUGAUAUCAUUUUGACUGCAUCAUCUUCCAUUCUCUUACAUAAGGUCAUCACCACUCUUCGUUCAGAGUUUGCCAUGACUGACCUAGGCACCCUGAACUAUUUUCUAGGUAUUGCUGUUACUAGAGACAAACAUGGUAUGUUCUUAUCACAGCAGAAGUAUGCCAACGAGAUCCUUGAGUGGGCUAAGAUGCUCAAUUGCAAACCAGGUCGCACUCCCGCCGACACAUCAGCUAAAUUUGAUGGCAAAGUUCCUCCUGUCACUGAUCCGACUCUCUACAGGAGCCUUGCAGGAGCUCUUCAGUACCUUACAUUCACGAGACCUGACAUCACUUAUGCAGUUCAACAAGUUUAUCUUUACAUGCAUGAUCCUCGAGAGCCUCACUUCUCCGCUCUCAAGCGCAUUUUGAGAUACAUUCGAGGUACUCUUGAUCAUGAUUUACAACUAUAUGUAUCUCCGUCUCAUGGUCUUAUUGCCUAUUCUGAUGCCGAUUGGGUUGGUUGCCCCACCACACGUCGCUCCACUUCCGGCUACUGUGUUUUUAUGGGUCAAAACCUCCUCUCUUGGUCGUCCAAGAGACAAGGUACCAUUUCAAGAUCCAGUGCUGAAGUUGAGUAUCGGUGA